Molecule: messenger RNA, 1985 nt
Organism: Malania oleifera
Lineage: Eukaryota; Viridiplantae; Streptophyta; Magnoliopsida; Santalales; Ximeniaceae
Product: large ribosomal subunit protein mL101 (rPPR4)
Exons: 2
Coding region: 201-1673 (490 amino acids)
Cellular component (GO): mitochondrion
Molecular function (GO): protein binding
Source: RefSeq, a predicted model, not a curated record
ACGGUCUCAAACUCUGAAACUCGUAUGCCCGGUUCAUUUCUUUUCAUUUUCCCUCGAAUACAGCCUCCUAGGGUUUCAAAUGUGUGUUAAUCCUGCUUAAUCAUCGUCUUCUUCUUCUAAAUCAACAGCAUUUGGUUUCUUUUCGGAUCUUCCAGAUUCUAACAGUCAAAUAGGGACCCUAAUUGGAACUGUUAUCUAGCAUGGCGGUGAUGGAGCAGUGGGGGCGUAGCAAGAGCGUCGCGAAACGCUCGAAGAAGUAUUUGGAAGAAGCCUUGUACAAGAAGCUCUUCAAGGAAGGAAGUUCAGAGGUGAGCGUUCGACGGCAGUUGAAUGACUUUCUCAAAAGCUCCAAAAGAGUCUACAAAUGGGAGGUUGGCGACUCCAUCAAGAAGCUUCGCCAGCGCAACAGAUUUUACCCUGCUCUUAAGCUUUCAGAAGCAAUGGGAAGAAGAGGCAUGAACAAGACAGUCAGUGACCAAGCAAUUCAUCUUGACCUUGUUGCAAAAACUCGAGGAAUCGUUGAUUCAGAAAAUUACUUUAUUGAUCUUCCUGAAACAUCAAAGAACCAUCUCACGUAUGGGGCACUUCUCAACUGCUAUUGCAAAGAAUUAAUGACUGAAAAAGCAGAAGCUGUAAUGGAAAAGAUGAAAGAACUCAAGCUUGCUUUAAGCUCCAUGCCUUAUAACAGCCUCAUGACCCUCUACACAAAAAUUGGCCAGCCAGAGAGGAUCCCAUCUGUCAUACAAGAAAUGAAAGCAUGUGAUGUCAUGCUGGACACCUUCACUUACAAUAUCUGGAUGAGGUCUCUUGCCGCCGUCAAUGAUAUUUCUGGAGUUGAGAGGGUUAUUGAAGAGAUGAAGAGGGAUGGCCGAGUUGCUGGGGAUUGGACAACGUACAGUAAUUUAGCAUCAAUUUAUGUUGAUGCUGGCUUGUUUGAGAAGGCAGAAAAGGCACUCAAGGAACUGGAGAAGAAAAAUGCAUGCUGUGAUCUUUCUGCUUUCCAGUUCCUAAUUACGUUGUAUGGGCGAACAGGGAAUUUGCUUGAAGUUUAUCGAGUAUGGCGUUCUUUGAGGCUGGCUUUCCCUAAAACUGCAAACAUAAGCUAUUUGAAUAUGAUCCAGGUGUUGGUUAACUUGAAGGAUUUACCAGGUGCUGAGAAAUGUUUCAGGGAAUGGCUAUCUGGGUACUCAACAUAUGAUAUUCGGAUUGUCAAUGUCCUCAUUGGAGCUUAUGCAAAAGACGGUUUGUUAGAGAUGGCUGAGAAGCUGAGGGAGCAGGCCCGGAGGAGUGGGGCCAAGCCUAAUGCUAAAACUUGGGAGAUCUUUUUGGAUUAUCAUUUGAGAAAUGAAGAAAUUAAUUCGGCAGUUGAUUGUGUUGCAAAUGCAAUCUCUUGUGGCACCUCAGAUGGUGGAAAGUGGGUACCAUCACCUGAGAUUAUUGAGACUCUGAUGAAGCAUUUUGAACAAGAGAAGGACGUGGAGGGUGCAGAAGGUUUUGUGGAGAAUUUGAAAACAGUUAUGGACAUCCUAGAGGUGGAAGUUUUUGAAUCGCUGAUAAGAACAUAUGCUGCCGCUGGGAGGACAAGCCCCAUAAUGCGUCGCAGGCUGAAGAUGGAGAAUGUAGAGGUCAGUGAGGAAGUUGACAAAUUGCUUGAUAUGGUGUGCAUGGAGUGAAAAUUAUUCACCAGACAGGCCCCAUAAUGCGUCGCAGGCUGAAGAUGGAGAAUGUAGAAGUCAGUGAGGAAGUUCACAGAUUGUUUGAGGUAGUAAGCAUGGAGUGGGUGAAAAUUAUUCACUGCUCAUUUUUUCUCAAAGUUCUCGUGUUAAAAGUGGUUUUUUAAUGCAAGUUUUGAUCCUGCCCUAUUAUGCCUCCCAUUUGUACUUUUUUGGGUCUUGAGUUGACAAGCAUGUUACCUCUAGAAGACCAUUCCUCGUGCUGCUUAGUUUGUACGGGUACAUUUUUCAUAAAUAUGCUUUGACUGCCUA